Manihot esculenta (cassava) is the source of this 846-nucleotide messenger RNA. Its product is annotated as protein EXORDIUM-like 6. Lineage: Eukaryota; Viridiplantae; Streptophyta; Magnoliopsida; Malpighiales; Euphorbiaceae. The record is from RefSeq and is a predicted model, not a curated record.
CUUUCUCUUUCUUUGCUCCUCCUUCCUUCUUGUCUUGGCAACGGCUAUAUCGCCAUAACUCACCAUGGAGGUCCUAUCAUCUCCGGGAACCUUAACCUAGCUUUAAUAGAAUGAUACGCACAAUUUGGUCAUAUCCAAAAGAACGCCAUUCGAGCUUUUCUUGAUUCCUUGAACUAUAAUGCAGGUGCUAACUUGCAGCCUCAGGUGUCUGAAUGGUGGAAGGUUGUCGGAGAUUAUGCUAAUAAAGGACCUAUCAAUGUGAAAGAAACCAAGCAAGUCACAGAUACCAAUUACUCUACUGGGAAAAAUGUUACUCGCGAUCGCCUCAAGCCCCUAGUAGAGAAAGCCACCGCGGAUGACAAAGAAGCCAUUCCUGUUAUUUUCACUGCUAAGGAUGUAAAUGUGCAGGGCCUGAGCGCGGGCAAAUGUUCAGAACAUGGAGUUUUAGAAAAUAAACCAUACCUUAUAGUGGGAAACCCAGAAAACGAGUGUCCAGGUGCCUGUGCAUGGCCAUUUCACAAGUCAGAUAAAGGACCAAUAGGGGUAAUAUUGAACCCACCAAAUGGCAAUGUGGGUGCAGAUACUAUGAUCAUUGCAUUCGCAGAAGGACUGGUUGAUGUCCCAUUGAAUACAGGGUUUUUCCAAGAGCACGACGACGGUCCGAUUGAGGCAGAUUCAGCUUGCCAUCGCGUUUUUGGAAGUGGAGCACUGCCUGGCUACACCGGAAAAGUAAGAAUCGAUCCGAAUACUGGUGGUGGUUUCAAUGCCCAUGGAUCAAGGGGCAGGAAGUUCUUGCUCCCUGCUGUUUGGGAUCCUAAAGCACAGGCAUGCUGGACUCUAAGGUAG